AUGGCGUUCUUUUCCUUUGACUCCUUUUCCACCAAGCGUAGCAAGCGGGCACCCAGCCCCUCAAGUGAGUCUGAUUCUGAGAAGGCGAAAUCGAAGCCCAAAGCAAAGUCGGCUGAGGCACCCUCACCCUCCUUGCUGACGGCCGCCACGGAGUCAUCAGCAGAACUGCUGGCAGUGGCCAAGGAGUUGAGUAGCACCGCCGAGUUGACGCGACGUUUUAUCUUGGCCAGCCACAAGGAAUGGACGCAGACAGGUGCAGCGGAGGAACCACCAGAGCUGGCCUCACUUCAACCUUUGGUGGACCUGAUGUUUGCCAAGGCUUUGGAUGAGAAGGAAGAGGAGCACAUGAAGCAGUGCUGCUUGCACAGCUUGGAAAGGAAGCAUUUGUUGGCGCAGAAGAACUAUUUGGAUUUGAUUCAUGGAAGUAAAACUUGGGUCACCGGAGGGCUUUUGUAUAUCUCCAGUGACGAGCCGAAGGGCAACGAGCGAAUGUGGGGGCAGAAGUGGCGAAAGAUCGCGGAUAAGGGGUCCUUGUUGGACGAUGCGGUCACGCAAAAAGCCUUGCAAAGUUUCAAGCGACUGCUCUCCUUCCAUGAGAAGGUUCUUCCCCCCGUGGCGGGAGUGAUGCCUGAUGCGGCCAAUUGCAGCAGUUCCUUUGGGGAGUUGUAUUGCGAGGAGUGCAUGUAUGCUCCAGUGGUGGCGCCCAAGCAGAGCUUCGCCCUGUCCAAUUUGCUUCCAGGUCAAGACUACUAUUUCAUGGCACGUGCGGUGGGCACCAGCGGCAAGGGUGAGUUUUCACAGGUCCUGGGCCCAGUGUGCACCGACAGCGAAGAGCCCAAGGAUGUGGAGCCUAUGGAGUUGAAUGAGCUGGGCAUUUUUUCGUGCAGCGCAAAGCUCUGGCUGCCCUACGACUUCGGGGCGCCCAUCUCGGAGAUCCACGCGGUCUUGCGCCGGCUCCAUGGGCCACUGUCCCCGGAUGAGCUGGAUGAGAAGGGUGAAGUGCACGCACAUAUUGCUGGCAAAGAGCAACGUGCAGCACCAGAGACGAUGAUUUUCGAGUCCGUGGUGGCGGACCAGACUGGACCAGUGACUGUAGGUGUGACGCCUGCAUUGCGCAGAUGCUUUGCUGCGGAACAGAUGCAGGAGGACCUGCCCAGACGGAUGCAGCGCACCUCAACUCUCAAGUCAUGCACUGGACAGAGCUACAAGGUGACCUUUGAAGACCUCAAACCUGGCACCGAGUACGAGAUACGCUGGUGUUGCCAAAACGCCAUGGGACGAAGUCCCUUUUCGGGUCCUUUGGUGCUCAAGACGAACCCCAACCAUCCUGACCAGCCAUUUGCAGUAGCAGUUGACAGCCUUUAG
Messenger RNA from Cladocopium goreaui, 1365 nucleotides. The record is from the annotation of a GenBank genome assembly. NCBI's taxonomy places the organism in Eukaryota, Dinophyceae, Suessiales, Symbiodiniaceae.